Messenger RNA from Ilyonectria robusta, 3070 nucleotides. RefSeq lists its product as uncharacterized. Gene Ontology annotation, cellular component: Sin3-type complex. The coding region runs from base 192 to 2915 and encodes 907 amino acids. The transcript is spliced from 2 exons. NCBI's taxonomy places the organism in Eukaryota, Fungi, Ascomycota, Sordariomycetes, Hypocreales, Nectriaceae. The record is from RefSeq and is a predicted model, not a curated record.
AGCUAUUGCAUCACAUGCGAGCUGGACCUGCAAUCUGCACCAGACCAGACCGUGUCUCGUCCCACGAACCUCCCUAACACCAACCCUCGCCUCGCCUCGCCAGUCCUCCAUCGCGACAUCUCCCGCAACGCAACGGCGUGAGGAUGUAGCUCGAGCUCGACUCGACAAGCUUCAGGGUCGUCGACGACGCCAUGGCCUUCCUAUUUCCCGCCCCACUCGAUCAUCGAACCCAGAGGCUCGACGACGAUUUCCUCGCCGCCGCCGCCAGGGGUCAAGCCCAGCGCAGCACGCGAGCAAACCCUAACGAUGCUGCUCUUGCUCCUAUCCAGGGAGAAUUCCAGUCUCCAGCUCAGCUGCAGGAUGGAGCCGUCGAGGCAGUGCCUCCGCUCCAGCAGCUGCCUCCAAUGCAACGGAAGCAUCUUGUCUUUGCAGAUCCAAUCGCAUUCCGAUAUCUAGAAGACGACAGUUCUGUGACAGUGGUCGAGCGUCGCGCCGUCCUCUGCGGAUACGAAUCCUACCUUGUCGAGCAAUGGGCUUGCUCGCGGCAUUCCCCGACCCUCGUCAUCACCACAUAUACAGGCGAUCAGAAACAUUCCAUUCUAGUCAGCGUCCUAUCCGUCCCAGCGGAGGAGAGUCUGUGGCCUGUGAAACUGCGUGUCUAUUUCAAAGCUAUCCAUAAAUUCCAUGCGCGACCCAAGGAGACAUCGUUAGGAGCGCUCAUGGUGACAAAUCUCAGCAGCUUUCCUUCCGCCCUCACAGUUAUCCUCGUUCCGGAAGGCGAUAUUCGGAAAUAUCGCCAAACAUUCAUUGUCAAUGAGGAUCUCAAAAGGCUCGGGUGCUCGGGAAGGUCAGGUCUGACGCUCAAUGAUCCGACAGAGACAACGCGAGCCAAGUUCCAGCAACUUUACAAAACCAGCGACCGAAUCCCGUUGUCCCAGGCAGUCAUGGAGUUGAUCAAGUUGUGCCAAGUUGCGCUGUACAUGUUUGAGAAGCUUGAUCAUGAGUACAUCGACGGGUUGCUCUGUGACAUGACUGAGACCGCCAUCAACAAUUGGUGGACCGAGGUUGGAGCUGAACACUACAACUUUGAGCCUACCGACGGUAUUUUGGGACCCUCCACCGUCUCCGCCCUACUUGGCAUGUUGAUGGGAGCAAGGAACCGUCUCCACUGGUAUGGAGUGCAGGUCUCCAAGGACGUCUUCGACAUUGAUAGCACGAAACGUGGCGUCGGCCACUUUCAAAAAUCACAGAAGCUUGAAAAGACCCGACGGUUGGAUCGCCAGACACUCCUCAGACUCUACAGCGUAUCGGCUAAAGCGGCUGCGGGCGAAGGUUGGGGUGUCCAACGAGCUGUCAAGUCGACCGUUACCGAAAUUGGUGGCAAGAGGGGUGAGCUUGUCAUGGGCAUCGUCUCUGGAAAGGACAAGGGUGGGCUUGCCGAUAUUGAGACCUUAGACAUCAACAGGUUCGUUAGCCUGGCAUAUGGCGAGCGACCGAAAUGGUUGUGGCAUGGCAAACCAAGGCGAACCCCUACCGAGGUACCAAACCGCACACCAGAACUAGGAACUGGGAUGGUCUGGAAAGAAGAGGCCGACAUCACAAACCCCAAACGACUCAAUUUGGCACCCACCGAGGAGGAGCCGGAGCUCAAGCGAGUCGAUGAGUCUCCAGUGAUCUAUUCGGCGUAUCCUCCUGGCUCCGCGAUUAGUAUCAGCAAGAAUCCAAAUGACAAGGAUGCAUUGCCGAAGACGGUGUUCAAAAGCGUCGCAGGCAAAAUGAGCGAUGCCCGUUCUGGACUUGGCCGCAUCAAAGAUGCCGUGGGAGGGGGCUUACGAGGCCACAAUGCUCGACCAUCUGUUUCUACCAGAGAGGAGUUUGUGGAUGUUGCCUGCCCUAUUGGCCCUGGUGGCACUGUACAGAACUCUUCCUUGGUGGUAAGUCCAACGCCUAUGGUUGGUGUGAAUAGGGCCUUUACAUGGAAGAACAAGCCAGAAGAAUACCUUGCUGCCAUGAGAAGAGGCGAUACUGAUGCCGUCUCUGGCCUCCCCCAGACAUCUCAUUUUGCCUCUACUUCAACGGUUGAUUUCAAGCCGAGCAGUGCGCCUGGUCUUGAGUCUCAGAAACGAACAGAGCAGGAGGGAGAGCUGGUCGAUUUUAGCGCCGAGUUGCUCAAGGAUGUUCUUUCCAAGGUACCAUCCGCUGUAGGGUCCUUGGUCGACGAAGCCGAUCUCCAAGGGCCAAUACUUGAGGUGGAGGUCAAGGCGAAACCCAUACAAUUGGGACUCUCCCGGAGGCACAGCAUCCAUACUGCCGGGCCCCCGAAAAAGCACGUCCCAAACGAGAACCGCUGGCCUCGCCGAAUGUCGUUCGGUGACGCCGAGGAAGCUGUCUUGACUUGGAAGCAGAUCAUUGACAUCACCAAGCCUACGAGCGACCUUGCGAGUCUCGAGGCCUAUGCCGAAAUUGCCCAGUACUUCAAUGAGCAUAUCAACAGCAUUAGGACUGAUAUUGAGCCCUGGGUCUCCGAGAAACUCAAGGUUGUAGAGCUCCUCGAUGAACGCUACGACCAGGACAAGGAAGAACUCCAAGCUCUUUACGAGCAACUCAACGAGGCCUGUCAGCGCCUCCGGGUUAGUGCGGACGAGGUCCUCUCAGAGCAACGAGGCCACCUUACUGAGGGCCUCAAGGAGGUUGAGGUCCUCAUCGCCAAGCUCGACUACGAGAUCAAUGCCCUACUCCAAAAGGUCAUCGAUGUUGAGGACGGCAUUAUCACGUUUGAGAGACAGGUUGAGGACAUGGAGCAGCGAGCUGAUGCACUCAAGGAUCAGCUCGAAACGGAAGGCUGGCUGCAUUGGGCUUUCAGAAGCCUGACGGGCAUUGGAACAGGGCCCGAUAUUACGCGAUCGAUGCUAUAAUUAUCUACAUCAAGCCAUGUAGCACUCCUUGGGAUUAUUUAGCUUGGAGUUUUGUUUGGGGCGAGGGUCCAGUUUUCUUCAAAGGAGCAGCGUAGGAUUAGCAUAGGAUACCAUGGAAGGCGUUCUUCAUGUGAUGUAGACACAUCUAAUAGAGG